This is a messenger RNA of Plodia interpunctella (Indianmeal moth), 7665 nucleotides long. It is a transcript of the gene Hr39, whose product is annotated as Hormone receptor-like in 39. The record is from RefSeq and is a predicted model, not a curated record. The transcript is spliced from 18 exons. The coding region runs from base 849 to 3137 and encodes 762 amino acids. Gene Ontology annotation, cellular component: RNA polymerase II transcription regulator complex. Gene Ontology annotation, biological process: tissue development; hormone-mediated signaling pathway; regulation of transcription by RNA polymerase II. NCBI's taxonomy places the organism in Eukaryota, Metazoa, Arthropoda, Insecta, Lepidoptera, Pyralidae. Gene Ontology annotation, molecular function: nuclear receptor activity; zinc ion binding; RNA polymerase II cis-regulatory region sequence-specific DNA binding.
UUCUAUUUUGUGGUCACGUUCACUCACUCGCCCGCUCGCUCGACUCGAUUCGAUAUUCCGCUUUGUUUUGCGGAGGAGAGAGCACGAUUGUGUAUUGUCUGCGUUCAACGGUUGUGUUCAAUGUUUUUCUUCAUAAAUGUAGUUUUUGUGUGAAUAAACGAUAACGAUUUCUUAAAAAAGUGUUUUCUUAUUAGACUGAAGACUGUGUAUGUGAUAAAAAGUUUCCACACUUGCGCAAUCGUUGGUGAGACUUGAUGUCAAUAAACUUGUCGGUGGUAUUUUAUGGGAAAAGGUGUGUCGCGUUGUAUUGGUGUACCUGUACGCGGCGAACGGGUGUUUGAUACCUGGAUGGUUACAACCAGGAUUGGUCCGAUGCCUGAAUCAGCAGCCAUGUAGUAGCAAGGAGUGAGGAAAACGCAGCCAGCGACCGUUGGACCGGUUUGACUAGACGAGACAGAGAUUGGUGAUCCGAUAUCAAUAGACAGAGCAAGAUGCUGAUUACAUCUGAUCGCAUGCCUCAACAAACACGUUUAACUGCAAAAAAGGUGCCUAGAUAUUGCACAUGUAUAGAAAAUCUGAUUAUAGUAUGUAAGGCCGAAACCGACACCUCAAGACUGAUAUUCGAUGCCUUAAAAAUGAGCAGCGACGCAAGAUGAAGACAUAAUCAUAAUUUUAACAUUAUGCGGAAGAAAGAAAAUAGUUUUUAAAAAUUGUCGAACAAUAUUUUUGGAUGUUUUUAUAGACAAAUGUGUAUGGUGCUUUAUAGUUAGAGAGGUGAUACGUCGAUAGUAGUAUAUCGAUGAAUAUGUGGUAAUGUGAAUUAGUGGCAUCUGUCCAUUAACACCGUGAUGUCGAGUGAGGCCGACGCGGUGAAGGUGGAAGGAGUCCACGUUUCAGUAACUACGAUCAGUAUGACGGGACCAGAGACAAGUAAUGUUCAAUUCUCAUACAGUUCAAGUGGAGUCCGCAUCAGUGUAUCUUCAGACCCUCAUGAUGAAGACUCCACUGAUGCUGAAAUCUCCAAAAUUGACUUCAACCAACAUCAACACGAGGUGAACAUGCGUAACAAAAAGAAGCGAUCAUCGAGUGGCACUCAGUGUGACAGUCAAGCCAAUGACAGAGAACGGCCGAUGUCAUGGGAGGGCGAGCUGUCAGACUCUGAAAUGGUUAUCGAUACCAGUGUCAACAACGACGAGAACAGCAGCUCCCUAGACCUCCAAUCAUCGCGGGACUCCAUCGACACGCUCCGCAAUGUGACCAUCAAGACGGAACCGAUGAAGACAGAGGCAUUUCAAAGCGUGGACGAUCAAAGGGUUUUGGAUCUGAAGUAUACUGCGCCGCUGCAGCCGCACCAGAGGAGCCACAGUAUGAACAGGAUAUCAGUACUAACAGACAACACGCCCCUCUCGCUCGCACGGCGGCCGGUGUCCCCCACCAACAGUGCCAAGUCAUUGGGUCUCAACGAUCAGAACACCAUGCCCAUGAUGCCGCAGACAUCGUUAGGGGAAGUCCAGAAUCUGACCAUAAAGAAGGAAACUCAGUUGUCGGAACUGAAAUGCGAGCCAACAGUGGGCGUGGACAAGUUGCUGGGCGCGCUGCACGGCUCCCCGCUGCUGGGCCGGCUGCCGCGCGUGCAGUCCAGCGCGAGCACCGACUCCGCGGUACAUUCCAUGUACACUCACAGUGUGUACAGCAGCCCAUCAGCCAGUCCCCGCGCCUCUCGCCACUAUACGCCGUCUCUCUCCCGCAACAACAGCGACGCGUCGCACUCCUCGUGCUUUUCCUACAGCUCGGAGUUCUCGCCUACGCAUUCUCCUGUACAGGGCCGUCACCCGCACGUGGUGUACCGCGAGGCCGCCGCGCCGAUAUUCCCCGCGUCGCCGGCGCACGACGAAGACGCCGACACCACGGACGAGAGGCUUCACCACCACCAGGGGAUCAGCAGACAACAGCUCAUCAACAGCCCCUGUCCAAUUUGUGGUGACAAGAUCAGCGGCUUCCACUACGGCAUAUUCUCCUGCGAAUCAUGCAAGGGUUUCUUCAAGAGAACCGUACAGAAUCGCAAGAACUACAUGUGUCUGCGAGGCGGGAACUGUCCUGUCACGGUCGCCACAAGGAAAAAAUGUCCUGCGUGCAGAUUUGAUAAAUGCCUCGGGUGUGGGAUGAAGCUCGAAGCAAUACGCGAGGACCGCACUCGAGGCGGGCGCUCCACGUACCAGUGCUCGUACUCGCUGUCCGGAGCCGCGUCCACCGGCUCGCUGCUGUCCGCGCACGUCCCCACCACGCUGAGGCACGCUUCGUCUCUCACUUGUGUUAAUGGUCCAGGGUCAUAUACAAACAGCAGAGGAGAAUCAAGUAACAGCCGAUUAACGCCAGACAUUCCGCCAUUAUUACAGGAAAUAAUGGAAGUGGAACACCUCUGGCAAUACAACGAAUCGGAACUGAACCGGCUCGGCAAAUCCACCGGUAGCCCGUCCGCCAACCCCCUGCUGGCCGCCAGCGGCAUCACGGCACAAAACUCCAGUCCAGACUUCUUGGCGGACCUGUGCAAUAUAGCUGAUCAUAGGCUGUACAAGAUCGUCAAAUGGUGCAAAAGUCUGCCGCUUUUUAAGAACAUUUCUAUCGACGACCAGAUCUGCCUGCUGAUAAACAGCUGGUGCGAGCUGCUGGUGCUGUCGUGCUGCUACCGCGGCGUGGGCACGCCCGGCGAGGUGCGCGUGGGCGGCGGCCGCGGCAUCACGCUCACGCAGAGCGCCAAGUUAGGAUUAACACCGUGCAUAGAGAGAAUGCUGAGUUUUACCGACCACUUGAGAAGGCUACGUGUUGACCGAUACGAGUACGUCGCACUCAAAGUCAUCGUACUACUUACUUCAGACGCGCCCGAGCUCCGGGAGGCGGAGAAGGUGCGCGCGUCGCAGGAGAAGGCGCUGGCGGCGCUGCAGACGUACACGGCCGCGCACUCCCCGCACACGCCCGCCAAGUUCGGCGAGCUGCUGCUGCGCAUUCCCGAGCUGCAGCGCACUUGCCAAUUCUUCAUGCAAGUCGGCAAGGAAAUGCUCAACCCCGCCAACAAAGGUAAAGAUAGCGAUGGCCCGAGCUUCAACCUCCUCAUGGAACUGCUGAGAGGAGACCACUGACCUUGACUGAGUUCGUCUGGCGCGUUCCGUUACGCAUUGCUCAAGAAAAAUAUUCUAGUUUUCUAUGACAUUAUUCUACAAGAUGUGAAUGAAACGCAAGUGAAUGUGUGAAGCUUGUCAAUUUUCUCAUUAUCGAAUUGAUUCGAAGUGACACACGCAGCGAACCAAUCACAUUGUGGUGUGGUUGUCGUUAUGUCACAAUAGUGCACUGUGAUUGGUUAGUGGUGGCGUCUCACUGCGUCGAUCGACUCGAUGAUAGCAAAGUCGCACUACGCAUACAAGUAUUGCUCAAUUCAUUUCAUAAUCAUUGAAGAACAUUAGUUGAAUCAGAUUUUCGGUCACUGCUAUACUAAAGAUAUAAGAGUCGAAUCUUGAAUCAUUUUCAGGGUAUAAAUAACCUACUAAUAACUAUUUCUAAGCUUAUUUUAUGAUUCUUUCGCUAAUUUAAUAUCAAAUCCCCAUUAUAAAUUUGCGCUGAAUAUUGUUUGAGUAUAAAGCUUAAAAAAUAAUCCAUAUAUCGUGUUUAUAUUAUAACAAUGAGGAUAUUUUCGAACCUAGUAUUGAAAUCAUAAAUCAUUUCCGUUUUUCCUUUUAACUAAAAAUCAUUGCAUCGUUAAAUAUAAUUUUGACUUAUUUAAAAUUCAACGCAUUUAUUUUUUAUGCUUUCAAUAUUUGUCUAUGAACAUAGAGAUAAAAAAUUGUAUAUUUAGCCUAUAUUUUGAACUGCAGGGUAUACUUUAACUGUAAACAAUAUUUUUGAUGCAAUUCCGUUACAAUAAUAAAUACAUAAGUGAUAAGAACCUGAGAAUAUAGCAUGACACCGAGCGUUUAUCUAUCCAUAUCGUGUAAACUCAUAAAUUUUACAAGAACUAUGGUUCGUAAACAGACAACAUUUGUAAUGAUAUUUGUAAUCUAUACACGUACAUAAUAACAAGUUUAUUUAUUAGACAAAUUAAAAAACUCCCGAUUUUCCAUAUUCAUUUCGCUACAACUCUUGAACGGCUGAACCGAUUUUCAUGAUAUAUGGCAAAGAAUACUCGGGAUAAAAUUAUCUAUGAUACAAAAAAAAAAAAACUAAACGAAAAUCGGUUCAUCCGUUUGGGAGCUACGAUGCCACAGACAGACAUGUUAAACUUAUAACACCCCUGUUUUUGCGUCGGGGGUUAAAAACAUAUAUGAGAAUUUAAACAUUGACAAUGGAGUCAUGGAGCUAUUUUCAAAAUUAUGACUUAACAAAAUUAGUAUAUCUAUUUUGUUGAGUUAAUAUGAUUACGUUCAAUAUUUUUUACCAUUCCCAUAAUAUUUAUGAUUACAGGUCCGUAGGCUAUUAUAUUAUAUAAUAAAUAAAUAAUAUGGCCUCAUUACUGACACUGCCAAUAUGCUUUUCUACUUUAUACCUCUAUGUAAGGCAACGGGAACAAUAUUAUUCAGUAGAUACGUAGGUAGAAUAUUUUAAAGUUUACCUACAGUAAGAUGUUGAUUUUGCUGAAUGCGAGUCAAAUAUUUUCGAGACAUUUAAAAAGUAUUUCAAACUUUGUUAGCACACACUGUCUUGCGUAUUAAUGAAAGUGCCCACUAAAAUGUAUUUUAUAAACUUUUUCAAGAGUUUCAGACAACUUUUUAAAGCCUAUUUGAAGAUUUUCGAUGAGUAGACGCGUGAGUGAGUAAAUAUUAUGUUGUUGUUUCAUAAAGAAAAUUUAACAACGACAGAUAUGAACUGCCAAAAUAUUCUAAAUUAGGUAACCUAAGUUACUAAUACUCAGUUGCUUAUGAAUAUGGAUUUAAGGCAAGAAAAUAACUAUUUUGUAAUCAUAUCUUGCCUAUAGCAUUUUUAUAAUAAUGUAACUGUUUUAAUAGGCACACAUUUUGUGUAUAAUGUAAAUUAAAAUGACUUUUUAUGCCUGUGUUUCCAGUGACGGUAGAAUUCAACUAUACAAGGGCGUUCACUGCGUGACGCUUAGUCAGCCUGUCCCCGUCACACAACGUACGUGCGAGAGAGAUGGGUAUAUCGCCCAUUUCUGUCGCACCUAAGGUGCGUAACAAAAUCAGGUAGAAUACGCGCGCGUCACGCAGCGUAGUUUAAUUCUAUUGAAAUAUGUCAUUUUAUGAUAGAAAAAGAUGAAAGACCUUAUGCAUUAUUUAUUGUAAAAUUGUGUAAAUAUGACUAUUAUCUAGUGAACGCGACUCCAUACGCGGGGCUCGCUUGUAAUCAUUGCCAUUUCUAAUAAGUUAAAUAAUUGUGCAGCUUAGGUAUAAAUAAGUGUAUUGAAGAUAAGUUUCAUAGAAACAGUUUUUUUUAUAUUCUUAAUUCAAAAGGUCCCAGUGCCAAAGCCUAAAGAAAUAAGUGGAAUUUGCGUUUGACUUUUUGGAGGAAACUAAAUAAGGUGAUCUUACUCAGACGCAGACCAUUCCGAAAAACAGGCCUGUGCACACCGAACGCGUAUCAUGUAUUUGAAUUUUAACGCCCGUGUACUUGAGUGUUUACACGCAUACGUUACAAUCGUAAACAACGUGCGGCAAAAGUGGAAUUCGGCGUGCACAAACAAGCCUUAAUAUUGAAUGUGAUUCCAUGAAUUUGUACUUAAGCUUUCGAUUCGGGAGAUAAUAAAAACAAUUGAACAACAAUAGGAUCGCGAUAAAAUUUCACUGGGACCAUUUCUUAUUGAGAAUAUAUUAUCCUCUUGUUGCGAUGCGCAAAAUUUUUAUUUUCCACGUAAAGUAUUUCCAAUUGUAUUUUUCGCAUCAGUUGACAAAUGUAUUACUUGUAAUUGCAAUUUCUUUUUCUGUUUGUGCAAUACACAACGUAAAGUAUUAUAAAUAUAUUUUUGUACUAACAUAAGUAUAUAUCCAAUAUUUAUUCAAUGAAAAUGCUUGGAGAACAGAAAAACCAGUCGUUCACUGCCAAUAUAUUUAUAAAAUAAGACAUUGCUAUAAGCAAGACCGUUUUAGUUGCAAUAAUUGUAAUUCCCGUUUAAUUGUAUUUAGGAACGUAUUACUUGUAAACUAAUAACAAAUUUGAAUCGAAAAUUGCCUUAACGUUUAACGUUAAAAUGUGUCACUUGUCCAUGGGGAAUUGUUUGCUCCACAAUUAAAAUUGAUGUUUAACGUUUAUUUGACAUUACCUACUUAAUUUCGCUCAUUUGUUUUCAGUUAAUACAAAAUAAUUUUAUUUUCGUCGGUAUCGUGUAGUGUCACUAGUUCUACUAUUGGAUAAGCAGGCCUACCAUCAACUAUUAUGGAACGAUUAAAAUGAUAGUUCAAUUUAAGAACACGAAAUUGAUCGCAUUGGGUAUUAUUAAAAAUUAACUUGAUGGUACAAAUUUGCGAUACAGGUCGGUUUAGGCCUUGAACUGAAUGAAGAGUUGACGGAAAGCCCCCUGGUCUAAUAGAUGGAAGGUGAAAAUGUCACACUAUUCAUAUACCCGGAUAUCCGAAUCCAUAAUACAUAAAAUCUACUAUCAUAAAUGUCUGAAUAUUCGUUUAUCACAUUGCAAAAGAAAACAAAAAGUAUUAUAGAUUUUCAAUUAUCUCAUCAAUACGAUGUAAUAUAGGGGCACAAGUACUUCAAUAGGUGUAAUGUGUCGGAGCUCAUAAUAGUAUAUUAAGAUUAAUUAUAAUUUUGUUUUUAAAACAACGUGCCACAAUACAGUCGCGUCUACUUGCCGGUAUCAACAUUACAAUAUUAUAACUAACAAACAUAGCUACAAAUAUAUGAUAUGGUGCUGAAAUUUUAAAAUAUACCUUUUGUUUAUGUCUUUACAUAUUUGCUUAAUUCAACCCAGAAUUUAAUAUUACUCAUACUUUUAUGAAAAAUUCCACUCUUAGCGUGCUUGUUAAGUCUUGUCACGUGUAGACCUGAUUAUUAUUCAGUUUUUAUCGUUUUUUAUAACUUACGGAAAGUUUGUUCAUGUUCAAAAUUUGUUCUGUAAAUUGAUUAAAUAAAAACAUAAGUGUGGUUAAUAUAGUAUAUAAAAAAAGUAUAGAAAGAGACAUAUUUAUAUGAAGUUCUUAACCUUAAUUUGCUUAACUUUAUCAACACGAUGGCAUUACCCGGAAUGUAUUAUACUGCAACGGCGACAUUUUUUAAUUCCCGGCAAUCGACCGUGGUUUUAAUCGUUGGUGCAACCGAGUAGACGCGAUUCACAUCGAGAUUUAUUUUAUGUGAUUAAGUAAUUUCACAUUCGCAUAAAUUGCCUAUAGAUUUUGCUAGUUUGUAAGAAUUUUAAGCGGCAUCUAUGAAUUUAGUCCUGUAAACUUUAUGAACUGAUAAUUUAAGAUGGUAAAUAUAAUGGAAUUAUUUUUGUAUUCGCGGAGUAAUGAGGGGAGAGGGUGUAUGAUCCUAAUAAUUUUUAUAUUAAAAAUUAAUAGGAGCGAAAGAAUGGUGAUGACGUCCAAUAAAUAUUAUUUUUACUUUUGUUAUAAUUUUAUAAAUUAGUAUUAUAGUAAAAUUCGAUUCUUUAUUUUGUAGAAUUAUGGAAAGAUUUUUUUAUAUAUAUAGAAAAAUAAAUGCAAUUUUGGAGUAAAUAAA